UUCCCCGAGAGUGGUCGAGUUUCUCAGUCGGGAAAAUGUCUGAAGAGAAAGAAGAAUCCGAUGCUCCGAAUAUUCCUAAUGCAGCAGGAGAAAGUGAUGAUGUUCAUGAGACUAUCAAUAUUCCAGUUAUCUCAGAAGAGCUUCCAGAGUCAGAUCAAACUGAAGACAAUGAAUCUGAACUGGAACCAUCUGGUGGUGGCCAUGAAACACGUGCUAAGGAGCACAGUGACCAGAGCUCUUCAAGCCUGGAAUCAAACGAAGAACAGAUACUCAUGGAAGAGGCUACAACAUCCGAACGAGUUUCAGGUUCCCCAAGACGUUAUAAGGAGCGCUACCUAAGGGAAAUCGAUAAUGCAACACAGUCAGCCAAACAGCAUUCAGAUGGUUAUUAUCCGGCAUAUCUGGAUAGAAUGAAGACUGUAAAGGAAUCUCUGAAAACAGCAGUGAUAGCUUCUUCAGCAACAGUAAAAGUGGUACUUAUUCCUGUGGGCCAGGAAAUUAUAGUGCCUUUUAAUGUUGACCGCGUUUUUAAGUACCUCAGGGAUCAUUUUGCAUACCUAUUAGGUGUGCCACCUGACAUACUGCAGCUAAGACGUGCAGGAAUGAUUCUUAAAAAUAAUGAGACUCUACUACAACAUGGAGUUAAGCCGCGGGAUGUUGUACAAGUGGAAAUCUUUUCUAUACAUCCAGAUCUAUAUCCAAUCAAAAGAAUAAUUGAACUCAGUGAUGCCUCUCAAGUCAUAACUGUCAGAGUACAAACUGGCAUUGAUCAGUACCAGCAGGUAGCUGUUGAGAUUAUAAAAUCUGACUUUCACAAACCAUUUCUUGGUGGAUUCAGACAUAAAAUAACAGGAAUAGAAUAUCACAAUGCUGGAACACAAACUGUACCUAAAAAGAUUCCUCAAAAAUACAGUGUAUUUUGUAGGGAUGCCCAGACAGUUUUUCAGAGGAAAAAGCUUCAACAAACUACAAAUAUGACAUCCACACAGAUGACUAAAAUUGGUGUGUAUGUAUCAAAUAUGACUGAUAAACUGGUAACACCAGGAAAAUAUUUUUCAGCAGCAGAAUACCAUGCUGAAAGAUUAGCGGCGGUAAUAGUGUUACAGACUUACUAUAGACGGUGGCAUGCUAAGAUGGUGGUAGAAGAUUUAAGAAGACAAAAAAUGUUGAGGUUGCAGUGGGAAGAACAGGAAGAACUAGGAAAGAUGAGAGAGAAACAAGACCGCAUGAAGCUGGACUAUUACCGGAGGCAUAACCCUAAAACGAAGGAAGAUUUUGAGCUUCUCUAUAAUGCGCUAGAACUCUGGCGACAAGAGGAACUGGCACGCAUUAACCAGACUUUCACCGGAGCCGAAAGGAAAGCUGCUUUGUGUGAACUUCUGGAAAAAGAGACCCAAAUAAUUGCUUCCAUCGAGAGACAUAGGUAUAUCGCUCAUAUGGCAAACCAAGAAGCAAUAAUAGAAACCUUUAUGAAUAAGUGUUCAGCUCCAAAGACCUGGAGAAGAUUUGAUGGCAAAAUAAUUGAGAUGGAUACACAGUUCACUAUCAGAGCCAGAGAGCUGCAGAACAUCUAUAAAUGCAUUAUGCUGAGAAAUCUCUCUCAAGAUGAGAGACUGGAUGUACUCUUAACACUUAAACAUACUGUGAAGGAACACGAGUGUAAGUUGACUCAGGAAAUUCUAGAAUUGAUUGACAGAGAAGUUGACCUUAUGAUGAGAGGAGUCAAAGAUGAUAACCUUGAAGGGCUCAGAAAAAGAAUCACAACACUGUUUUUCCAUUACAUCAAAACACCUCUGUUUAAUCCAGAAGUUGCAAGACACCUUAAGGUCCCUCAAGACCCAUUGAAAUUUUACAAGAAGAUCUACUUUUGCCACAGUUGCCAGCUCUAUUUGCCAUCUACAGAGUUUGCUGUAUCAUCCACCUCACACCGCAUAUACCGGUGUCGUAACUGCAUUGACCUUGACAACGAGGCUAGACAACGAGAAUCAUUUUUGAAGUACAAACAGUUACUUCAGCGGCUCUACUAUUCAGAAUCUGAUUAUGAAGAUGAUUCUAGAAUUGCUUUCCUGAUGCAGCUGAAAGAUAUUCAGUACCUGACAGAGAACAUCUGGGCAUCCCAGUCAGCACUCAGUGCCUGGAAUGACCUUAAUGAUCUGGUCAUGGUCAGGUGGGACAAGUCCUUGGAGUGGUCCCCUUGGAACUGCAUUCUUCUUACUAAAAGUGAGGGUGCUGCGCAUCUCAAGCUAACAAGUAUUGAAAAGGGAUAUGAACCCGUGUUUAUUCACAAGAUCAAGCACAAACAUAUCCUGGCGAAGAACUAUUUUUCUCAAAUUCCUAUCCUGGCUUCAUUUUUAUUUGAUGAUGCUGAAAUAGAUGAGGUCAGAGAGAGACAUCACCUAGAAACAUCACCCAAGAUUAUAGACUCCCGGAGGCCUAGUCCUUAGAAGACCCAGGAAUAUUUGUUUGAUGAUCAGCAUUUUUGUCCACUGCUAAUAGAGUAAUACAGAGGUCAUACAAUAUGGAAAUAUAAUUUGUUAAGUUGAUUCUAAUUGUUUUUCGUUGUAUCAUAAGUUGUAUAGAGAAAACAUCCCUGUAUACAUGCUUUAUUGUUAGACAAUUAAUGUUAAAUUGCAAUAUGAUUUUGUUACUAAAAUUAAUAUUUUAAAGUAAAGAGAACACUUUACAUAUUUUUACAUUAAAUUUUUUAAAAAUUUCAGGUACAUCAUAAUUAAAAUGAAUAGACAAAAGCUAGGCUUAACUUUCAACCCAAUAAAUUUAUUUUAGAUAAUAUGUAGUUAUAGGAGAAUGGUCAGUAUAUGGGUGGGAGGAAACAUAGGAUUACCUUUUUUGAAAAUCUUUAUAGGAUAAAAGACAGUAGUUUUAAUAUAGAGAUUUGAAUUUUCACUUUUUAUCUUCUACUUUCACCUUCCAUCUUUCUCAAAAUCCCAAUAAAACAACUUUCACCUUCCAUCUUUCUCAAAAUCCCAAUAAAACAACUGAAACUAUUUUAAACAAACAAGUAAAAGAUGCAUUCCAUGCUGGAAAACAGGGCAAACAGUUGGGACUAUCUUUUGUCCUGUGGGAGAAAACUACUUGCAGGGCAACAAUGAAAACUCUGUACAAAGAGUAAACUGGACCAAGGAACUGUAACCAUCCCUUUCUCCAGUAAAACAAAGGACUAGCCUUGGCCGCAUGCAUGCCAAGGACCUGCAGUGAUGAUCAGGGGUUUGAGUCAGUCUUAACAGGAAAUAGAUGGCACACUCAAAAUUCAAGGAGCGUUUAUUUACAAAGUGUGGGCACAGGAUAGGAAAACUAAAGGAACAGAGCAGGAACCCAGGCCAGUAUCAGAUAAGGUGUCUCUAUUCCUUGUCCAAGUGGACCUGGGGAGGCAGAGUUCUGGAAACCCAGAAAGAGACCUUAAGAUAACUGAGAGGAUCAGUGACCAAAUUUCAAGGGAAGAGCCAAACCCAGGUUAUCUCGUGAAUUAGAGAAAUAAAUACUCUGAUCUCACACUUCCCCCUUCCGCCAGUUUCCUGCUUGAGUUUCCCAUUGGCAGAACACACCCCCUCUCCCCCCCAAAAAAAGAAAGCAGAAGAAAUAGAAGCCUAUUGACAUACUUUAUACAGCUUCAGGACAAACAGCAGAGUAGAUAAUGCGGAGAGUGGAUUUGGACGGCUAAAUAGAAGAGAUGGAGCUAGAGAGAAAAAUAAAAAGUGAAGAUCUUUAAUUCAAGUAGCAAUAUUUCACAUAAAUGCAACAUAAUUAUAUAUGUGUGUAUUUAAGGUCAACAGCAAGGAAGUACAUGUAAGAGAAAAACAAGAUUAAAAAUAUCACAGUGCAUAAAUUUAAAUCGGUUAAAAUCCUCUAGUAAAGGAUAGUUAUUCUCAUAUGAUAUCAAAAGACUGAAAUAUGUGCUGUGUACCAGAUAUCUACCCCAAAUAAAAUGACAUAGAAAGGUUAAAAAAUUAGCAGUCCUAUGCAAACUGACAACAAAAAAUGGUGGCAAUAUUAUCAAGGAUGAAAUUGGGAAGAAAAAUAGAGCAAAGGGAGUUACUUAUCUUGAUAAAUUAUAAUUCACAAUAAAAAUGAAUAAUUAAUUUCCAUGUUAGGUAUAAAAGCAGGUGUAGAAAAGUCAGUUGAGAAUUCUUCAUAGGCUUCUCAUGUUUCUGCAUUUAUUUUUAUUUUUAUUUUUUAGCAGAGGCACUAGAUCUUGUUUGAGACUCAUUUUCAAGGGUGUUUGUAUAGCAAGCAGUCUUGGGAGAUAGUGUUUAAUGUUCACUAUAAAAGAUUCAGAGUCUCUAAGCCCAGGAUUCCUAUCCUGUAAUGCAACUCACUGUUUGUGCAUCUGUGACCUGGACUUUGUGUCACCCUGAAGAAAUUAGGAUAAAAUGCAGAUAUCCUGGGUUAUGACAGUUCUGUGGACAAUAAAUUGUGCUUUAUCUCUGA
Molecule: messenger RNA, 4446 nt
Organism: Miniopterus natalensis
Lineage: Eukaryota; Metazoa; Chordata; Mammalia; Chiroptera; Miniopteridae
Gene: IQUB
Product: IQ motif and ubiquitin domain containing
Biological process (GO): flagellated sperm motility; cilium assembly
Cellular component (GO): acrosomal vesicle; motile cilium
Molecular function (GO): protein binding
Source: RefSeq, a predicted model, not a curated record